UCUCUUACCUGUUGGGAAUACAGAUGUAGGUUUUACAUUACUGUUUUGGUUUAACACAACAUUUCAAAUCCAGUUUUUCUUCUUGUACGGUGAAUUAGCAGGUGAAGAAGCUUCAGAGUCAGAUCUUUUUCUCAGUACCUGUGGUCAGUGGAACAGCAGCCAUGGUGGACGCAGCGGCAGCAGAGCAGUUCCUCGACGCCAACCCGCAGUUCGCCAAGCAGUACUAUGACAUGACCUUCCGGCCCAAGGUCAUCUCAGACUUGCUGGAUCCCAACCGUAAGACGGCGGUGGACAUCAGCAAGUUCCACGAGCUGACGAUGGUGGAUGAGAGCGAGAUCCUCAUCGACCUGGUGCGUGACAUCCAGGACAACCUCAACAUGGAGAAGUCGGUCUUCAAGCUGAUGAGACACCUGAGCUUCAUGCUGCGGGCAGACUGCACGAGCCUCUUCAUGUACCGGCAGAGGAACGGCGUUGCUGAGUUGGCCACCAGAUUAUUCAAUGUUCACAAAGAUGCUGAGUUUGAGGAGUGCCUGGUGCAGCCCGACAGUGAAAUCGUGUACCCGUUGGAUAUGGGCAUCGUGGGCCAUGUGGCCACCAGCAAGAAGAUGGUCAACGUUCCCGAUGUGUCACAGAGCCCCCAUUUCAGUAACUUUGUGGACGAACUGACCGAGUAUGAGACAAAGAACGUCCUCGCCGUCCCGAUCAUGAACGGGAAGGACAUGGUGGCCGUGAUGAUGGCUGUUAACAAGCUGGACGGGCCGUGCUUCACUGCCAAGGAUGAAGAGACCCUGAACAAAUAUCUGAACUUUGCUAACCUGGUGCUGAGAGUUUUCCACCUGAGCUACCUGCACAACUGUGAGACAAGGAGAGGACAGGUGCUGCUGUGGUCAGCCAGCAAGGUGUUUGAGGAGAUGACGGACAUCGAGAGGCAGUUCCACAAGGCCUUGUACACAGUCAGAGCUUUCCUCAACUGUGACCGUUACUCUGUGGGUCUGCUGGACAUGACCAAAACCAAGGAGUUCUUUGACUUGUGGCCCAUUUUGAUGGGAGAGGUUCCACCUUACGAUGGACCCAAAACUCCUGAUGGCAGGGAAAUCAUCUUCUACAAAGUGAUUGACUACAUCCUGCAUGGCAAAGAGGACAUCAAAGUCAUCCCGAAUCCUCCAGCAGAUCACUGGGCCCUGGUCAGCGGGUUACCCACCUAUGUAGCUGAAACUGGGCUGAUUUGUAACAUAAUGAAUGCAGCAGAGGACGAGUUUUUCGACUUCCAGACGGAGCCGCUCGAUGAGUCUGGCUGGACUGUGAAGAACGUCCUGUCCAUGCCCAUUGUCAACAAGAAGGAGGAAAUUGUGGGCGUGGCCACAUUCUAUAACAGGAAGGAUGGGAAACCUUUUGAUGAAAUGGAUGAAACCCUGAUGGAGUCUCUGACUCAGUUCCUGGGCUGGUCGGUGCUCAACACCGACACCUAUGACAAGAUGAACAAGCUGGAGAACAGGAAGGACAUCUACCAGGACAUGGUGCUCUACCACGUCAAGUGUCGCAAAGAUGAAAUCCAAAACAUCCUGGACACCAGAGAGAGAUGGGGGAAGGAACCAGACGAGUGCGAGGAGGAGGAGCUUCAGGAGAUCCUGUCCGAGGUUUUGCCGAACUCAAAGAAAGCUGAGAUCUUCGAGUUCCACUUCUGUGACUUUGAACACAGCGAACUGGACCUGGUGAAGUGUGGCAUCAAGAUGUACUACGAACUCAAAGUGGUGGACAAGUUCCACAUUCCCAGAGAGGUCUUGGUGAGAUUCAUGUACUCUCUGAGUAAAGGCUACAGGAAGAUCACCUACCACAACUGGAGGCACGGAUUCAACGUUGGACAGACCAUGUUCACCCUCCUGAUGACAGGUGAUCUGAAGCGUUACUACACAGACCUGGAGUGCAUGGCCAUGGUAACUGCUGGCUUCUGCCACGAUAUCGACCACAGAGGCACCAACAACCUCUACCAGAUGAAGUCCGGUAAUCCUCUGGCGAAGCUUCACGGCUCCUCAAUCUUGGAAAGACACCAUCUGGAGUUUGGAAAGACUUUGCUGAGAGAUGAGUCACUGAACAUUUAUCAGAAUCUGAACCGGCGUCAGCACGACCUCGUCAUCCACCUCAUGGACAUCGCCAUCAUUGCCACUGAUCUGGCUCUGUACUUCAAGAAGAGGACCAUGUUCCAGAAGAUUGUGGACCAGUCCAAGACCUACGAGAACUGGAACGACUGGACCAAAUACAUGAUGCUGGAGACCACACGCAAAGAGAUCGUCAUGGCCAUGAUGAUGACAGCCUGUGACCUGUCUGCCAUCGCCAAACCGUGGGAGAUCCAGAGUAAGGUGGCGCUGUCGGUGGCUGCAGAGUUCUGGGAGCAGGGAGACUUGGAGAGGACAGUCCUGGAGCAACAGCCCAUCCCCAUGAUGGACAGGAACAAAGCGGAUGAACUUCCAAAGCUGCAGUGUGGUUUCAUCGACUUUGUCUGCGCUUUUGUGUAUAAGGAGUUCAGUCGCUUCCACGUGGAGAUCACCCCGAUGCUGGAGCGGCUGAUGAACAACAGGAAGGAGUGGAACGCCCUGAAGGAGGUGCACGACGCCAAAAUGGCUGCCAUCGAAGCAGCUAAGAAAGCCAAAGAGGAGGAAGCCCAGAAAGCUGCAGCAGCCAGACAAGCGAGUGCACAAUCACAGUCAAAGACGUGCAUUCUCAGCUAGACGCGCUGCAUCGCUCCGCCCUGCCGGCUAUGGUCCAGCAGCAGGUCUGAGAUCACACCUGAGAAGUCCAGGUCACCGGGAGGGCGUUCCAAACACAGCUGCAGGCACCGAGUCUGACGAUCUCCUGCUCUGCUUUGCCUCUGCUCUCUGCCUCUAACUGUUUCUCAGUCGCUGCUCUGUGCUUCACUUAUCUUCAGUUCUUUGUGGGAGUCACAUUUUUGAAUUUACCAUCAGGUCAGUCCAGCUUAAACCGAGCCUGACGUCACAGCGACACGAAACUAACUGACCCGGUGUUCCUUUGAGACGGGGGGGGGGGCUGUGACCCUGACCAACCGUUUCCAGCCCUCAAAUCCAACGUCAGGAAUGUUUUUGUAUUAUUUUCAUGUGACACUGGCUGUGCUGACGUGUUUGUGUGUCUACGUGCUGUAAAAUAGAAGCAUGCUGCAGAUAUUUUCUGUGCUUGCUUUGCAGCGUCUUUUCUCAGCAGCAUCACCUCCUCUGUGUCAUGUUGUAACGUGCUCGUUGGGUUCUGUGUGUGUGUGCGCUGAUUUUCACACUCAGGCUUUGUAAACAGUGAGAGUCCCUCUGCAGAGGUUAGUAAAGGUUUGUGGCUCACAGUCA
Molecule: messenger RNA, 3347 nt
Organism: Archocentrus centrarchus (flier cichlid)
Lineage: Eukaryota; Metazoa; Chordata; Actinopteri; Cichliformes; Cichlidae
Gene: pde6a
Product: phosphodiesterase 6A, cGMP-specific, rod, alpha
Exons: 24
Coding region: 162-2726 (854 amino acids)
Biological process (GO): signal transduction
Molecular function (GO): 3',5'-cyclic-nucleotide phosphodiesterase activity; protein binding
Source: RefSeq, a predicted model, not a curated record